AAAAGUAAGACCUGACAAGUGUGAAUCCCUUCUAUAUAUAUCCUAUUGUCGAGUUUUGAAUCUUGGCAUCUAAGAGCUGUUAUUGCAGUGAAUAUACAAAUCAGAAAAAUCAUCAUGCGCAAUUACUUUCUUAAAAUGUUUUAUGCAUUGCUGGUGCUGCUUUUAUUGCGUACCUCAAGUUCUACUCUCGGAUUCAACCUGCCUAGUAAAAUUAGUGAACAAGUAAAGUGCAUUGAGAGGGAAAGACAAGCACUCCUCAACUUCGUGCAAGGCCUCGAUGAUCUCUAUGGCAAGCUGUCUACAUGGAAGGGGGGAGAUUGUUGCAAAUGGAGAGGUAUUGAAUGCAACAAUGAAACAGGUCAUGUACUUACGCUUGAUCUUCGUGGUCACAAUUUGCAAUAUUUGAGAGGUGCAAUCAAUAUCACUCCAUUGAUUGACUUGCACUAUUUGGAAUAUUUGGACCUCAGCUAUAGUGAUUUUUUGCACAGUUACAUCCCAGAACUCAUGGGCUCCUUCACCAAGUUAAGGUAUCUCAAUCUCUCUUAUUCUAACUUUUACGAGAGGAUUCCUUAUCAGCUUGGAAAUCUCUCACAACUGCAACAUCUUGAUCUUGGAGGAAAUUAUUAUCUUUCUGGAGUAAUACCUUUGCAGAUUGGGAAUCUCAGACAACUACGUUAUCUUGAUCUUGGAGGAAAUUCACUUUAUGGAGCUAUCCCUUAUCAAAUUGGAAAUCUCUCAGAACUUCAGUAUCUUGAUCUUGGAGGAAAUUCAUUUUCUGGAGCAAUCCCUUUUCAAAUUGGGAAUCUUCCUAUCUUGAAUACUCUUAGGCUCGGUGGAGAUUUUGAUGUCCAAACUAAGGAUGCAGAGUGGUUCUCUAAUCUCCAUUCCUUAACAAAUCUUGAGCUGAGGUCAUUUCCUAAUCUUGGCUCUUCUCAUCGCUGGCUGCAAAGGAUCAGUAAGCUUAUUCCAAACUUAAGAGAGUUGAGGUUAGUUGAAUGUAGUCUUUUAGAUUAUGAUAUUCCAUCUCUGUUUCGUUUUCAUUCCAACUUUUCCACUUCUCUCACCAUCCUUGAUCUCUCUUACAAUAUGCUGACAUCAUCAACAUUUCAAUUGCUGUCAAACAAUAGCCUUAAUCUCGAGGAGCUUUAUCUUUCUAAUAAUAAUUUUGUUUUGUCAUCUCUUCUCUAUCCAAACUUCCCUUCUCUCGUGACCCUUGACCUCUCCUUUAAUAAUCUGACAUUAUCAAUGCUUCAAGAUAAUUUCAACUUCAGCUCCAAACUUCAAAAGCUUUAUCUACAAAACUGUAGUCUUUUGGAUAGAAGUUUUCUUGUACCACCUGCCUUUAGUAUGAACUUUUCAUCUUCUCUUGUCUCCCUUGAUCUUUCUUAUAACUUGCUGACUUCAUCUGCUAUAUUCCAUUGGCUUUUUAACUUCACCACCAAUCUUCGUAGCCUUUACCUCUUUGGGAACUUGUUAGAAGGUCCCAUUCCAGAAGAAUUUGGGAAAGUAAUGAACUCUCUUGAAUAUCUUGAUCUAUCUUCUAACAAACUGCAAGGAGAGAUUCCAACCUCCUUUGGGAAUAUGUGCAGCUUACAGACAUUAUACCUCUCAAAUAACACCUUGAGUGGGGAGAUCCCUAAAAGCAUUGGGUUACUAUCAGAGUUGGAGGAUUUGUCUCUGAGGGGGAAUUCUUUGGAGGGUGACGUCACUGAAUCUCAUCUCUCUAAUUUUUCCAAAUUAACGGAGUUGGACUUAUCAUACAGCUCACUGUCUCUAAAAUUUGGGUCAAGCUGGGUUCCUCCUUUCAAAUUAAGAUACUUGUAUCUUGCAUCUUGCAAGUUGGGUCCGAGUUUUCCGAGAUGGCUCCAAACUCAGAGCUUCUUAUUCUAUUUGGAUAUUUCUGAUGCUGGGAUUAAUGACAUUGUACCAGAAUGGUUUUGGGACAACUCUCAAUCCAUUAAAUGGAUGAAUAUGUCUCAUAAUAGUCUGACAGGUGCAAUUCCCAAUUUACCAUUCAAGCUUCCUAUCAAACCGUCUAUAUCUCUGAAUUCAAACCAAUUUGGGGGUGCAGUUCCAUCUUUUCUGCUACAAGCUUCAGAACUUACACUUUCCCAUAAUAAUUUUUCAGAUUUAUUUUCAUUCCUGUGUGACAAAAGUGCAACUGCAAACUUGGCCACUUUAGAUUUAUCAAACAAUCAAAUAAAGGGACAGCUGCCAGAUUGUUGGAAAUAUGUAAACUCAUUAUUAUUUCUUGAUUUAAGCAAUAACAAGUUGUCAGGGAGGAUUCCACCGUCUAUGGGCACACUUGUAAAUUUGGAAGUUUUGGUUUUACGAAACAACAGUUUAAUGGGUGAACUACCUUCCACUUUGAAGAAUUGCAGUAAUUUAAUUAUGUUGGAUGUGGGUGAAAAUUUGUUGUCCGGUCCAAUACCAUCAUGGAUAGGGGAAAAUAUGCAGCAAUUGAUCAUCUUGAGUAUUCGAGGUAACAAGUUGGGUGAUUAUAAGCUUAACAUUACGUUGACUUGGAAAGGUGUGGAGCAUGGGUUCAAAGAUCCACAGAUGAGUCUUAAGAGCAUUGAUUUCUCAAGUAAUAAUUUAAAUGGUGAAAUACCAAAAGAGGUUGGAUAUUUGCUUGGCUUAGUUUCUUUGAAUUUAUCAAGAAACAAUUUGAGUGGAGAAAUCCCUCCAGAGAUUGGGAAUUUAAGUUUUUUGGAAUUUCUUGACUUAUCAAGAAAUCAUUUUUCUGGAAAAAUUCCAUCCACUCUUUCCAAAAUUGAUGAUCUUGGUGUGUUAGAUUUAUCAAACAACUCUCUCUCUGGAAGAAUCCCUUUUGGAAGACAAUUGCAGACUUUUGAUGCCUCUAGUUUUGAAGGAAAUCUGAAUCUUUGUGGUGAACAACUUAACAAAACCUGUCCGGAAGAUGAGACAAAGGGAAAGCCUCAAGGAUCCGCUGUUCAUGGUGAAAAUGACAAUUCAGCUUUCUAUGAAGCAUUAUACAUGAGCAUGGGGUUAGGAUUCUUCACAGGUUUUUGGGGCUUAUUAGGGCCAAUACUACUCUGGCGACCUUGGAGAAUUGCUUACAUAAGGUUCUUGAACAGAUUGACCGACUAUGUAUAUGUAAUGAUUGCAGUAAAUAUGACAAGAUGCCGCAGGUGGCUCACGGGCUAGCAGGUACAUAAUUUUAAUAACUUCUUUCUUUUCAGGUCUUAAUAUUUUUUUCUCUGUUGUAGUUACAUAAAUUAAUAAUUUCUACUUCUAUGCAAAAGGCAGAAUUUGUCUUAAAAAAAUGCUCAUAUUACUUGAAUCUAAUUGCUAGAAAUUUUUUAUUUAAUUCUUCGUUAUAGCCAAUCCUAAUUUCUACAGGUAUUGCUGCUGCUUUUUUUUUGGGGGGUAAAACUACUGCCAGUGCUUUAAGUGGUAUAUAUCACUUACUUGCAUCUCUCUCUCUCUGUCACACACAUAUUGGCUUUUACCAAUUUCUGCAUCAUGUUAAGAAAUUUAAGCUAUGUUUGAUGGUACUAUUUGAGAAUUCACGCCUCUAGUAAUGGCAAUUACUUCUCCAAGAAAUGAUUAUUUUCUGUUUGUAAAAAAAAUUAGAGUUUGUGUAUUUAAGUUAGAAUUGUCUUUUUUUCUUUUUAGCUGCUUCUCUAGGCCUCUUAAAAUGUGCCUAUAGUUAUAUACUUUUUAGUUCUCCAAUGACUAACUACAUUUUCCGUUUGAUUUAGUUUAUCGCUAAAAAAUUUCUUUCAACUUUUUUCUCUAUCACCAUUAAUAUCUGUACUCUGAAUCUGAACUGUACCCUAAAAUGUGCAGUUUAUUGCAGAUCAGCUACACUCUAGGAUGAAAGCGUAACGGGUUGCUGGAAGUAUAAAACAUGCAGCAUUGAAGUGUACAAUAUAAGAUGUUGCAGAUCAUUAAGUGUUUCAAUAAACGUUUUGAUAUGAUAGUGUUUUUAUAUAUAAUCUAUGGGUUUUAUAAGAGUUAUGUUGUAGGAAAAGUGAUUGUGUUAUGUUAUAGAGAUUCGUUUUGCGCGCCGAAGUUUUUUUUUUUUUUUUGCUGCGGGCCCCACAAAAUGUUGUGUGUGUAGAAAAUUUUUUAUGGUCAUGUUAAAUGAUAGAUGAUAAACCCAUAAUCUAUUUGUAAUGUUAUGUUAUUUUAUUUUAUAUUUUACAUAAAGCAAGAAUGAAUUAGGCUCUGCUAGUA
Gastrolobium bilobum is the source of this 4203-nucleotide messenger RNA. Its product is annotated as receptor-like protein EIX2. Lineage: Eukaryota; Viridiplantae; Streptophyta; Magnoliopsida; Fabales; Fabaceae. Gene Ontology annotation, molecular function: protein binding. The record is from RefSeq and is a predicted model, not a curated record. The transcript has 3 exons. Bases 115 to 3168 code for a protein of 1017 amino acids.